Truncatella angustata is the source of this 1956-nucleotide messenger RNA. RefSeq names its product Phytoene synthase. The coding region runs from base 14 to 1864 and encodes 616 amino acids. The transcript is spliced from 2 exons. Gene Ontology annotation, molecular function: geranylgeranyl diphosphate synthase activity; intramolecular lyase activity. Gene Ontology annotation, biological process: biosynthetic process. The record is from RefSeq and is a predicted model, not a curated record. Lineage: Eukaryota; Fungi; Ascomycota; Sordariomycetes; Amphisphaeriales; Sporocadaceae.
AUGGCUUACGAUUAUGCGCUUGUGUGAGUUGAUGCAUUCCAAUUCUAAUGCCGAAGGAUGCAAUAUUAACGGCGCUCAUAGACACCUCAAGUACACCAUUCCCCUGGCUGCACUUUUGACAUUUGUGUUAAAACCACUUCUGACACGGGUGGACUUCUACAAGACUGGGGCUUUGAUAGCAAUCGCUUUCACUGCGACAUUACCGUGGGAUUCGUACCUCAUUCACCAUGGCGUCUGGACGUAUCCACCAGACGCGAUUGUCGGGUUGCGAUUGUUUGCAGUACCAGCAGAGGAGCUGUUUUUCUUUGUGAUACAAACAUACAUUACGUCGAUGCUCUACAUCCUAUUCAACAAGCCAUUGCUGCAUGCGCAGUAUCUAACCAACAAAUCCGAUGUUUCGCUUACAAUCCAGGCAGUGCGGCUUUUGGGACAGGUGUUCCUGGCAGCAUGCACAGUCAUUGGUGGCGCCUUGGUCAGCAAGGGAGGCGAGGGCACAUAUCUUGGACUUAUUCUUGUAUGGGCCUGUCCCUUCGCUCUACUUACAUGGACAUUCUCUGGCUACUUCCUCAUCAGGCUUCCCCUCGUCUGUGUUGCUACGCCAAUUAUCUUGCCAACGCUCUAUCUCUGGAUCGUGGACGAAUUGGCACUCGGUAGAGGAACGUGGUCGAUCGAGUCUGGAACGAAGCUCGGAUGGUGUCUCUUCGGUAGCUUGGAACUGGAAGAGGCUGUGUUUUUUCUUGUCACGAACGCCUUGAUUGUAUUCGGGUUGGUGGCAUUUGACCGUGGCAUGGCCGUGCUUAACACUUUCCCGAAGCUCUUCCCAGAAGUUUCAUCUACGCCCUCGCCAUCUAUGCUACUGAAGGGCGUGCUUCUCGAUCGCUCGAAAUAUGAUAUGGAACGAGUACGUGGUAUUAGGGAAGCCGUGUGCACCUUGAAACGCAAGAGCCGCAGUUUCUACUUGGCCAGCUCGGUGUUCCCAGGUCGGGUGCGAAUUGACCUCGUCUUGCUUUAUUCGUUUUGUCGCGUCGCAGACGAUCUCGUCGAUGACGCAAGGAAUGAAGCUGAAGCCCUAGAAUGGAUCGAAAAGCUGACAAAGUAUCUGGAUCUGGUAUACUCCUCGAAGACACCGGCAUCCCCUGACGAAGAUUCUGCAGUUUUGGGUUACAUUGAGGAGAAUUUCCAUGAGCACGAUCAGUCUGCCUUGAGGUUACUUCCAGCUAAGCUUCUACCAAAAGUACCUCUAUACGAACUUCUUGAAGGGUUCAAAAUGGAUUUAGCAUUUUCACACACCGGCGGGAACGGUGAACCACACUUGCCAGGAAAUUUUCCUAUCAAGAACGAACAGGAUCUCCAACUUUACGCUUCCCGUGUCGCUAGUACUGUCGGUGAGUUAUGUCUUUGGCUCGCAUUCCAUCACGGCGAUGCCCGCAUCCCAGACAGAAACAAAAACGUUUUGGUUCAGGCGGCCAGAACUAUGGGCCAUGCGCUACAAUACGUCAACAUUGCUCGAGACAUCACGGUUGAUGCGGAUAUGGAGAGGGUUUAUAUUCCCACGAAUUGGCUCAAAGAAGAAGGGGCUACUCCUCGUGAUAUAAUCAAGGCACCAAGGCAACCAGUUGUCGAAAAGAUGAGGGAAAAGCUGUUGAAUCUUGCAUUUCAGGAAUAUGCAAGGUCACGAAUCGAUAUGGAUAUGCUUCCCCGCGACAUCAAAGGGCCACUUAUUGUGGCCGUGGAGAGUUACAUGGAGAUCGGACGAGUUUUACGAGAGAAGAAAGGAGUUCGGUCGUCCAAAAACCCGAAGAGAGCUACAGUUCCCCGGACGAGAAGGCUAUGGGUUGCUUGGAAGAAUCUUGCGGCACAAUAAGCGAUUCGAAACGUCCCAACUGAUCCUGGAACCUAUUUGUUUUUCAUUCUAGAUGUCUUGCAUAGAUCGCUCUCUGCUCACAGCCUUCAAAC